Messenger RNA from Lepidothrix coronata (blue-crowned manakin), 2736 nucleotides. RefSeq names its product olfactomedin like 2A (gene OLFML2A). The transcript is spliced from 8 exons. NCBI's taxonomy places the organism in Eukaryota, Metazoa, Chordata, Aves, Passeriformes, Pipridae. Gene Ontology annotation, biological process: signal transduction. Bases 8 to 1912 code for a protein of 634 amino acids. The record is from RefSeq and is a predicted model, not a curated record.
UCUCGCCAUGCGGGCGCUGCUGCUCCCCGCGCUCCUGCUCCCGGCGCUGGCCGCGGCGCGCGGCACCGCCACGGCGCUGGGUGACACGGACCAGGUCAGGAUGACCUCGGAGGGCUCCGACUGCCGCUGCAAGUGCAUCCUGCGGCCGCUGAGCAAGGACGCCUGCAGCCGCGUCAGGAACGGCAGCGCGCGCGUGGAGGAUUUCUACACGGUGGAGACGGUGAGCUCGGGGGCCGACUGCAAGUGCUCCUGCACUGCGCCCCCCUCCUCGCUGAACCCCUGUGAGAACGAGUGGAAGAUGGAGAAGCUGAAGAAGCAGGCGCCUGAGCUCUUCAAGCUGCAGUCCAUGGUGGACCUGCUGGAGGGAACGCUGUACAGCAUGGACCUGAUGAAGGUGCACUCCUACAUCAGCAAGGUGGUGGCCCAGAUGAACACACUGGAGGAGACCAUCAAGACUAACCUGAGCAGGGAGAACGACUUCAUGAAGGAGAGCGUCCUGCACCUCACCAACCAGAUGAAACGCUACGAGAACUACUCCGACAUCAUGCUCAGCAUCAAGAAGGAGAUCUCCAACCUGGGUUACCAGCUGCUGCAGAAGGACGCGGCUGCUGUCCCCGAGAGCAAGGCACAGGACACGGCAGGCGGCCGAGAGAAGGAGGCGGGGCGGUACCCCAGCACCCGCAAGGCACUGGGGGACAAGGUGGCCCCUCGAGCGCCCAAGGAGAAGCCACUGAAGCCUGAGAAGCCCAAAAAGGAGAACACCAAGGCCAGGGCAGGGUCCCAGCCCACACCCAAGCCCAAGCCCCUGGCGCACCAGCAGACCGUGGUCCGAGGCAUCACGUACUACAAGGUGGGGCAGGCGGGAGCGGCGGAGGGGCCGGCCGGCAGCCGCGAGAGCCCUGCAAGGGGGCCAGCUGUGCCGGAGCAGCAGGAGGAGAGGGGCCCCCCACCCCCUGCAGCUGAGGGGACCCCAGCCCAAGCUGUUGCACAGACAGAGACCGCCGUGCCCAACACCACGGCUGUGCCCAGCACUGCCCCAGCCCCCCGCAGCACCACCCGCAGCCCCCCCAGCCCCCUUGGGCAGGGGGAUGACAGCACUGGGGACCCCGAAACACCAAACAGAGUGAAGGAGGUGGAGUGCGAAGGCACCAUCGAGUCGGUGGAGCCUCCCAUGGAGCACCACAGCUACGGGCGCAACGAGGGGGCCUGGAUGAAGGACCCGGCAGCCAAGGAUGACCGUAUCUAUGUCACCAACUACUACUAUGGGAACAGCCUGGUGGAGUUCAGGAGCCUCGAGAACUUCAAGCAGGGCCGCUGGAGCAACCUCUACAAGCUGCCCUACAACUGGAUUGGCACCGGGCAUGUGGUGUACCGGGGGGCCUUCUACUACAACCGUGCCUUCACCAAGAACAUCAUCAAGUAUGACCUGAAGGAGCGGUACGUGGCGGGCUGGGCGCUGCUCCACGAUGUGGUGUAUGAGGACACAACGCCCUGGAAGUGGAGGGGCCACUCAGACAUUGACUUUGCUGUGGAUGAGAGCGGGCUCUGGGUUAUCUACCCCUCUGUGGACUACGACUACUCGCAGCAGGAGGUGAUCGUGCUGAGCCGACUCGACCCCGGGGACCUCUCAGUGCGCAAGGAAACCACCUGGAAGACGGGGCUGAAGCGCAACACCUACGGGAACUGCUUCAUCAUCUGUGGCAUCCUCUACGCUGUAGACACCUACAGCCAGAAGGAAGGGCAGAUCUCCUACGCCUUUGACACGCACACGAACACGGAGGCAGAGCUCCGACUGCCCUUCCUCAACCACUACUCCUUCACCACGCAGGUCGACUACAACCCCAAGGAGAAGGUGCUCUACGCCUGGGACAACGGCCAUCAGAUGACAUACGGGCUCCACUUUGUGGUCUGAGCAUCCGGGGGUUCCCAUCAGCCCUCCUGCACCCACCCUCUGCUGUGCCUGGCUGGGGCACCCUGAUGCAGCCUGGGCCCGGCACCCCGACCCCAGCUGGACCAGGGCUGUGGCGACAGCCCGGCUUCCACCCCAACCCCCUCCCCAUCCUCUGUGCCCGUCAGCUGCCCCGUGCCCACUGCACUGCGGGGCAGGGAGUGCGCGUGAGCACAGCCCCCCGCAGACACCCCCACGACAACGUGGCCCCCGGACCACGGCAGCUCGGCUGGCAUCGCCUUCCUGGGGAACAGAGAGAAGCCCAGCCCCACAUCCCUCCGGCACCACUGGCACCACAGCAGCACCCACCCCAUACCACUGCACUGAGCACCCACUGCACUGCCCCCAGCCAAGCCCCCUCCUCACACACCCACCGGGACCCCGCGUGCCGGCACCGCAGCUGCCAGCGGCAUGAGUGCGGGACAGCCCCGUGCCCUGGCCUGCACCCGGCCCCACGAGGCGGGCAGGGCCCCCGGCUGCCAGGCACGAGCAACAGGUGCCGGUUGCUAUUUUAGGAAAUGUGGUUAAGAUGCCCUUGCUUUUGCCGCUCAUUAGCUUGUUAUUUAAACGCAUUCACUGGAGCUGUAUGAGGCCCCUUCAGGCAGCGGGUGCAGAGGAGCCAGCCCGCAGCACCGGGGUGUCCUGCCUGCACACCUGCCUGCACACCUGCCUGCAGCGAACCCUGGGCAGGGGAGCCCGUGGCCCUCUCGCUCUCCAGGUGAGGCAGGGCAAGGGGCUGCGGGCGCUUGGCUUGGUUUUGGUCAUUUUAGACGUGAACAGUAUUAAAA